Messenger RNA from Phanerochaete carnosa HHB-10118-sp, 2424 nucleotides. RefSeq lists its product as uncharacterized. Gene Ontology annotation, biological process: proteolysis. The record is from RefSeq and is a predicted model, not a curated record. The transcript has 8 exons. Gene Ontology annotation, molecular function: aspartic-type endopeptidase activity. The coding region runs from base 692 to 1885 and encodes 397 amino acids. Lineage: Eukaryota; Fungi; Basidiomycota; Agaricomycetes; Polyporales; Phanerochaetaceae.
UCCAGCUCAGCCCUCCCGGCAGCGCAACGGGCGACAGCGAGGUCGCCUGUAGUUUUACUACAAACGCAACCAGCAAACUCUUAGCGGACCGGACGCACCCUCGCGAGAGAGGUGCUGCGGCAUCGUUCUGGGUGUUCAUAUGGGAGACACCCUUUUUAUUUCUGGAGACAUCUCUGGAAACAAUCCGAUUGCGAUACUGACCGGGGCUGGCAGAGUAGCCAGCCUCCAUGCUUGAGGACGGCUCGGGGCCAGAGGCAGAUCUGACCCAGCUUCCUGGCCCCCAUCGUCCAACUGUGACUCGUCUCUCAAGAUGAUCGCGAGUACCGGCUAUCUCAUCCUGCUGCUGGUGUCGCUCGUCUUCCCGACGGUACACUCCCAAUCCAUCCCGCUCCUUCGGGUCCCUAGGCAGCACGCCAACCCGCCAAGCCUCUACAGCAGCAACGGCACCGUCUCCGACAUCAACGGCUUGUUCGUACGGUCUCUCUCGUCCUGUGGUGUAUUCCUAACGUGCCAGCCACAGCGCCUACCUAGUCCGCAUGGAGUAUGUAACACCACACACCAACCUGGGUGGCACAAGAGAUUGAGUGCUAACUGUCAACCCACAGCGUCGGCUCGCAGCCUUUCCUAGUCCUUCUUGACACCGGCUCGUCCGACCUAGUGAGUUGCGUCGUUUGGUGUGCGCAGAGGGGACAUGACCUCUCAUCAUCUCCGACGCCAGUGGGUGGUGUCUUCUAGCUGCACGGAGGACGACUGCGAGGCCGUGCCCAGAUACCAGCCGACCUCGACGCUCGACCUGUCCUCCGGGUCCUUCGCGCUCCAAUACCUGCUCGGCGAGGUGUCCGGAGCUAUCGGCACCGAGACCGUCAGCCUCGGGCAGAUUGAGAUCCUCUCGCAGGUGUUCGCACUCGCGAACUCGACCGCGGGGCUCGGCCUCAGCGCGACGGGCAACAGCGGCAUCCUCGGGCUCUCCUUCGCGACCGUGGCCGCGAUCCCGGGCACGGCGGGGCGCACGCUGCUCGAGAACCUGCUCUCGCCCUUCGCGGCGCCCGACCGGUUCUUCGCCUUCCGGCUCGGACGCGACGACGCGAGCUCGUCCUUCACCGUCGGCGCGCUCGACCCGGCGUACGCGAACGCGACAUCCGAGCUCGCGUUCACGGACGUCUACCCCGUCGGGCGCGACAGUGCCGGCGGCGCGGUGUACGACUACUGGAAGGUGCCCGUGCAGGGCCUGACGGUGAACGCGAGCGCGUUCGCGCUCUCCGCGUCGCGGCGCGUGCCCGGCGCGCCGUCGCCGAUCGCCGUGCUCGACACGGGCACGACGCUCAUGCUGGGGCCUGCGGAUGACGUAGACCGGCUCUGGGACUCGAUCGGCGGAGCGCGGAAGACGGAGACGGGCUGGCAGGUCCGCUGCGACCGCGCGGUCGUCGUCGGCGUCGUGCUCGGCGGAGCGGGGGGCGACGACUCCCGCGCGCACGAGUACGCCAUCGACCCCGCGGACGUGAGCUGGCUCGGUGGCGGGCGCGACGGGGACUGGUGCAUGGGCGGCAUCCAGGGCAACGACGACAUUUCCUCCGGCGACUGGCUUCUGGGCGAUACGUUUCUCCGUAACGUGUACGUCGUGCACCACGUCGGCAACAGCACCCAGCCGCCUUCGAUUGGUCUGAAGGGCCUGACAGACCCCGAGGCUUCUCUGAUCAACUUUCGACUCGAACGGGGCAACGAUCCUACGGCUCCUGUCCCUGUCCUGGGCACGGUGGCACAUGGUGGACACGCCAUUAGCGAAGGGGCCAUCUGCGGUGUCGCGGCGGCAGGGGGCUUUGUGUUUGGAGCUGUGCUGACGGUCGCGAUCAGCGCAUGUGUGGCAAAGGGAACAAGCAAGUACUAGAUUGGCUAUAGAGAUGACGAAUGCGUAUUUUACAAGAAGCGGGAGAACGAGAUGGAUCGAGGAUGCUGAGAGACAUAUUGAUAGAGGAAGCGGAGAAGAGUGCGGUGGGAAAUGAAGAUGCUACAUUUGCUUGUGUCCUGGGACCGGUUGUGGCGACUGGUACGCGGAUGGCGUGGGGUAUGCGGGGGCGUAGCCAGGCUGGAAGGCCUGGGGACCCAUGAAGCCCUGCUGGGGAGGAGGCUGCUCGCCGACGACCUGAGGCUGCCAUCCUGGCUGGAUGGGCAGCGACCACUGGCAGAUGGGGCAGAACCAUAGGCGCUUGGACCUGAUAGGAACGAGGGGGACGAAGCAGAGCUCGAACCACAUGCGGGACUUUGCGGGGUACACGGCGGCGUUGUUGCAGCGUGGACAGACCCUCGGGGUGAUGUCGCCAUCAGGCUUGACUGUGUUCUUGCAGCCCACUAGGACGGGGAGACAGACUGGCAGAGGAGAUCAGGGGGUGAGCGAGGGCGACGAGCAGGGGACGACGUACAGAUGAG